AUGGCCGCUGUCCUCGAUGAAGCCUUGAUACGAUCUGGCCGUGUUGACAAGCAGAUCAAGUUCCAGCUUGCAGAGGCUGACGUGGACCUUCCCCGCCAGACUACUGGCGAUAUUAGCCCGGCCACGCUUUGGCUCUCGGGUAACUGGCACGCUGUAACGCUUGAUGGAACACCUGAUGCGGUCUUUGAGCGAGCAUCGCGAGAUAGUGCUAAUGAGCUUGAGGGCACAUUGGAGAAGCUCAAGCAGCAGUAG
Colletotrichum orchidophilum is the source of this 252-nucleotide messenger RNA. RefSeq lists its product as uncharacterized. Lineage: Eukaryota; Fungi; Ascomycota; Sordariomycetes; Glomerellales; Glomerellaceae. The transcript is spliced from 3 exons. Bases 1 to 252 code for a protein of 83 amino acids. The record is from RefSeq and is a predicted model, not a curated record.